CGGGCCGCAUGCAAGUGCGCAUUAAAUGUGUCGGUAGUGUGUCGUAUUCGUUCCACUCGCACUUUUCCACGUUUCAUCAUCUAGAUUCUUCUCUCAGUAUAUUACCAAACCAUCGCUUUUCAUUCGAACGUAUUCCACCCGAUGGAGCUACGUCAGCCGGAUACUCGGCAUGCUUCUUCACGCUCCUGCACGCUGUUGUGCGAUGUAUCGUGAUAUUUCUUCGCUAUAGUGUUAGAAAGCUUUCCAAGAAGAGAAAGGGAUUCGCAUAGAGCAAUACGGUCAAUUUUCUAUACAGACUCGUAGUCUUGUAUUUUGACGGACAUCAUCGACGAAAAAAGAUAAAACAAGAAUCAAUUGUAAUGUAUUCCAAUGAAGGGAACUGCCGCUUCUCAUUACAUGAGGGGGAGAAGCAGAAGUAGGAGGAGAAUAGAAUAACACACGGGCAUGAGAAAGACGACGGUACGGGACGAGACACUUGAAGUGCGCGGCGCGCAGGCGGAAGUUCGACGUGCGUUGUUAUGUUUUUUGCGGAACUAGAUGUGCGACGUUGUUAUUUGCCACGGAUUUUUCGAUCUGUCGUUUUCAUUUCAAAACUAGUGCGUGGUGUUAAUGAGAUCAUGAUCUUUGAUUGAAUUGUCUUUAUCAAUCGUUCGAAUCAAGACAGAGAGAGAGAGAGAGAGAUAAUAUGAAAAGACUGAGCAGUGCAACAGGCCAGCGAGACAGUGUAAUAGAAACAAUUAGAAAAUAACAGAAGGUGACAGAAAGAAGGAAAGAAUAUUUGCCAACGAACCGGUGAUUGCUAUCGUAUUACGUAGUUUUGCGUUUGUGUUGUUAAUAGCAAUGUGCAUGCGUUGACGUGUACGUGUACGAAAAAGACAAGACGGAAUAUAGAAACAUGUCGGUCUGCUGCGCGCGCAUGUGAUUGUUCUCCCGCGAAAAUGCAAUACAAGGUUAGUACUCAUCGUAUGGUAUCAACUAGUAUACGUAUUUUUAUAGAACGUGUGUAACGCGUUAUUUUAUCGAAAAAACUAUGUCAUUCGGUGGACACAUAAAAUUAUAAUUCAAGGUUAUGUGUAACAUAGUGUUUUCCUGACGGUUGUGGUUUUAUACUUCAAGCAUCAGCGUUCAUUGGUUGCCAAGAACUUGAGAGUAUAACAAACAAUCUCGUCAGAAGCAAAUUUUUACUUCGAUAACAUUAGAAUGUGAAACUCGAAUUGGAUAGGAACGUACGGUACCGAGGAUCGAUUCUCCGCACCUCGAACGAAUGAUACAUGUAAUGUACAUCCUUUCGACAAGCAUAAAAUAUUAGAAGAUUAACGAAUCGACAGCCUAGCGUAGAGCUGUACUUGGAGCAUCUCUUCGAAAUUAUUCUUUGUGACGAGAAGACUUCGAAUCGAGGUCACUUAUGUACCGUGAAGAGAACGAGCAAAACAGAACCGCAAACCUGGUUCCCCAGCAGUCAAAUGGUGCAAACACGUUUGAGCAUCUGGAACAUUCGCAGGACAGCAUGGAAAACGGGGACGAGGUGGUUUCCACACGAGUCCAAACGGACGCAUCGUCGUCCACCAACAGCACGCCAAGACCACGUGCACCACGAAAUUGUGCCCGAUGUCGCAAUCAUCGGCUGAAGAUCACUCUAAAAUCGCACAAGAGGUACUGCAAGUAUCGUUAUUGUAACUGUGAGAAGUGCAAGAUCACAGCCGAUCGGCAACGAGUGAUGGCGCAGCAGACGAAGCUAAGAAGACAACUGGCGCAGGACGAAGUCAAAGUCAGAGCGGCAGAAGAGAAAUUGAAGAAGACGAAAGUUUGGAGAUCAUAUGAAACAGUGGAUCCACUGCCAUUUGGUGCAGAAAACGAUCGAGUUUCGUCUAUUCCUCAGCCAGCUAUAAGUAUCGAGGGUAGUUACGAUAGCAGCAGUGGCGAUUCACCGGUCAGCAGUCACGGUAGCAACGGCAUACACACUGGUUUUGGUGGUGUCAUCAGUAUUCCUCCUUCCAGAAAAUUACCGCCGAUGCACCCCCAUACCGCAACGAUCUCCCACUUGCCGCAGUCGCUAACCAGUGAAAGCGUGGAAAUCCUGCUGGAACAUAGUACCAAGCUCGUAGAACUCUUCCAAUAUCCUUGGGAAGCGAUAUUGUUGAUGUACAUCAAUUUAAAAUAUGCAGGAGCUAAUCCCGAGGAAGUCGUGAGGCGCAUGGUCGAUGCUAGCAACGAAAUUCGAAAUAUGCACUUCUGGAAAGCAGUCAGGAUGACCCAGCCUAGUCGAUCGUUCCGUUGCACCGCAGCAUGCACUGCGCCUACGGCACCUCCGACAGGACCGCCAACUUACGAGGGCCACGUGCCUUACAUAGGGGUUGUACCACCUCCGAAUCCUGUCCACUACAGACCGUUUUUGCGGCCUGAGAAUGCUCAUAUACCAGGCACGAGAAUACCAUCGAGCCCGGAUGGUCCUCCAGAACAUUCAACGUAGCCUCGAUCGAUAAACAACCAGUGAAGUAACACGUUUGGAAGAACAGAUCGAACCCAAAGAGAAAGGAAUAUGGCGAAGAAGAGGGGAAGAAGAAGGGGAAUAAGCGUACGUAAAGGAUCUUUGAGGAGGGAAACAACGAGCGAGUGGAAUCUCUCCUCCAUCUCUUCUCAAUGGAGAAUGUUCUCCAUUUUAUUCUAAUGUGCAUUCUCUGAACAGUCGGAUUCGCCAAUCCACCACUUGAAUGCCGAGUUCACUAUUAAGUGGAACCUUCAUACUUUUUGGAAAUAGCCUGCGGCUAUGUUGUUUGGUUCUCUCGUGUCGAUAUUUAUCCGUAGUAGAAUACGCGAGAAAUUUAGUUGUUCGAUACCACGAAUGGAUCGACACGAGAAAGUCUCGCCGACGGUAAGGCGAAAUUAGGAUUAAGAGAACUAAAUUUUCUUACUGUUUCGGAAGAAAGGAAGGAAAUACGAGAGCCUCCGAACGAUAGAAAAGGAUGCGUAUCAUUCACGGACAAUCGAUAAAGGAAAAUAACGUUCCAUGGUCUCUCUCUCUCUCUCUCUCUCUCCCCUUCGUUCGAACAACAGCGUUGCGAUUCGAGUGCCGUGUUCCAAACACAAAAGAUAUUCAGUUGCAAACAAAAUCCAUAGAGCAAGAGAGCGAGGAAAAGAGAGGAAGAGGGAGGGAGAGGGAGAGAGAGAGAGGGAGAGAGAGAGAAAAUGGAACUCAAGAGAAUAGGUUAUGUUCCACAGGGUUCUUCCCGUUGUUGUUUUUUUCUACGCUGACCGAGAGAACAAGAAAAUCAUAAAGGUUUUUGUGAGUGGAUAGUGGGAUGCCGAGGUUCAUGGACAACCUAUACCUCGGGCACCCCUCGUCCUUGCACGUCCUUCGGUUCGUUAAUCGAAUCUUGCUCGCUCCUUCUUUCUCUCGUUAUAUUUCAUUUUCUCCUCUCUUUACGUUUUCCUUUUCCUACCCACUUUCAAUUUGUUCCUUUCGUUAAAUAGUUUCCCUUCGAGCUAUUCUCUUCUCUCUUGCUCUCAGCGCAGAAUAACAGAGCGCAUCAUGUUGUCAAGACAGGAAACGAGGAACGCAUGUUGGAGCUUGUUCGUAAGAUUACGAGAGACGACCAUCGCCGACCGGUUGCUAAAGCUCAGUCGCCCGUGAACGAGAUCGCUCGACAGUCUUUUCGAUGAUCAAGUGUCAUCGUGUGCUAUAAAACUCGCAUGUACGGCCGACCGAGUUCCUCUGGCUUGGACUACGUAUUUUGAAACUCUUCGUCGUGCUCGGCUCCGCCUCGUAGUUUCCCUCAUUUCCACAGGAAAGUGAUUUCGUUCUGUUCGCGGUGGAUGACAAGUGUCGAUGAUCACGGUUCUUGCCGGCCCUUGACACACGCGCGACAACGUGAUUCCAAGAAACAUACUGUCUUCUCACGUUCGCUGCAAUCCUUACCUCGACAAAUUUCUAACGUGAUAUCUCCAACCAUGUUCCUUUGAUAAUCAUGUUAAUCUUGGAUGCUUAAUAUGAACUGCUAUGGUACCGAUCGAACGAAAGGCAAGCGAACAAUGAGAAAAGAAGGUGAGGCAAGUGACGCGUUGGAAGAUUCGUAGCGAAUGAUAAUAUAUACGUGUUCGCUUAAAUUUCAACAAAUCGGCAGUGCGGAUUGUAGCUUUCAAAGAAUGGGUAACGAUUCCCUCGAAUCCCUCGGCUAGAAAAAGGAACAAAUCUAGCGAAAACAAGCGAAACAAGUAUAUUUCUCGUUUAUUCUCGCUAUUUUUUAUUCGCUUCUUUCACAAAUAGAUUUAGAUCACGCGAUUGAAACAGUUUGGUAGAGUCCGAGUAACGGGCAGUAGCGGAACUGGCUGAUUUGAAUUUAGGUGAAACAAUUCUAUUGGAAUCUAAGCGAGCACUGUUGUACAGAUAUGCGAACGAACAACGUAAUUAAAAACAAGGUAGAAAAUGGUGUAUUUGAGAGUAAAACGGGUGCAUUGAAAGGAGAUCGCGCGAUUAAUUAAAUGCGUGCGUGCAUGUUCCCGUGAUUUAACCGCGGACACGUACAUAUGUAAGCAUUAAGGUCUCAUUUUGUGGGCGAAUCUUGCGAUCUUGUUGCGUAUCUUUCGCUCCGUCAAAGAGCAACGAUCGUCGACGAAUUUCAGCUAGUCACACGCUUGGUUGGAGUCGGAUCUUAAAGAAAAUCGAUUCCGAUGGGAAACCCAGACAGAGCGUCGAGAAUUGCUUUAGAACUGCCGACAGAUAUUUGACAUGUUAUGGUUUAAUUGCAUCGUGCGAUUCCAGUAGUUCCUUUGCUCGAUUCGGUAUAAUAUACGAAUUCUCUGUGUUUAUUCGAAUCGAGCAAGUUUCGAAGUAUGCGCAAAACUGGUUCAGUUGUGUUUAGCCAGAAAGCUUUCCGUUGUUGCCAAGCGUGCUAUUAUAUGCGAAGAUCGAUCAUAAACGUGUUUGUAUUAGGCGGAAUGAUAGAGCUCGCAGCACCUUUUACUAUGAAGCGAUAGAUUAUACUAACGCGAAUGUUCGCGUCCUAAACCUACGGGUAAAGAGAUACACGGACGCGCAAUCAAGAAAUAGGUGGAUAUUUUAGUUGCACGGACGUGAUGUGACAAAACGUUGGCUGAAAAACUGGUCGUUCCAUUUCUCGGCAAAUUAAUUUUCAAAUAAGAACACCGAGAGCUGUCUCUUCGAUAUGCUGUUUCAUUCUUACCUCCCUUUUUUCCUCCGCACUCCGCCUCGCGUCGGUUGGUAUCCUCCUCUUCUUUCCUUCUCAGAGACACACCGUGAUCCUUCUUUCACCCCUUCCCUCCGUACCUUCGUUCCUUCUUUCUAUUUUUCUCUCUUGCUUUACCUUCUUUUUUUCAUAUCCAUACCACGGAGAACACGUUCCGAGCAAAAAUCUGAUGUCGAAACCUAAUUGGUUGUUAUCCGUACAGAGCUUAAUGACUUGCUCCGAAAUGACUCGCAUUUAAACGAAUUUGCGCUCCUAUAACGAGUAUGCGUGCCAUUGACGCUUACCACUUCAGAAUCAAUGCGCAUCAUCGGCCUGUGUAUUUCAUUUACACGCCAACGCUUACAGAUAUUUUUCUAUUUACUUCCACGAAAUGUGAUCGCACCCACGGACAGAGAAUUCGAUCGAAGAAACGGUCUACCGAUAGAUUGCAUUCGAUCUAGUUGAAUUAUUAUUGAGCAGAUAUGCGGAAUUUGUUCAUAAUCGGCAAUUGAAUAUGUAUAUCGAGGAAAAGAAAUACAGAUCGAGAAUAUAGAAAACGAGAAUAAUCAAAGCGUAUUAAUGAUGUUAGAGGAUUGAUCAUGGAUGUACGAGCGCUGGUCACGUUUCGAAUGCGUGUGCAUGUAUAAAAUUACGCCAUGAAAUUAAGAAAAUGGCGUGUUUCGUGACUGGUAUACCGGAAAUGACACGGUCGUACGCUCAAAGUAAAACGAACGGAUAAAUUCAGCCUUCUCUUGCGAAUGAAUUGUGGGGAAGAACGAUUGCGGUUAAAAUAUCUUGAUGGAUCUGACAAAAAGCUACGAAGGUGGUCGAUAUCGGAGGAAAUAUCUUAAUUUCGCAAUUUUUUCUUUCUUUCCUUUUCUGUUUGUUUCUUUUUUUUUCAAAGAAAGAAAUCAAUACAUGAAAGCCGCUGAGGUGCAGAAUGUAUUCAGAGAAUUUUGUGGUCGGUUUGUAAGCAUCGUUUAUUAUUUGUUUGUGUUAAUUCGGCUUUUGCGAGACUUCUGAAUGAUUUAAAUUUAACAAACGACGGGUUCUGUUUGACAGGAUAGUCCAGCAAGAAAGAGGAUUGAAUUUAGUGACUACAAUAAAUCUCAUCUGAUUUGAAA
Molecule: messenger RNA, 6307 nt
Organism: Bombus impatiens (common eastern bumble bee)
Lineage: Eukaryota; Metazoa; Arthropoda; Insecta; Hymenoptera; Apidae
Gene: Dsx
Product: doublesex- and mab-3-related transcription factor A2
Exons: 7
Coding region: 1406-2470 (354 amino acids)
Biological process (GO): sex differentiation; regulation of transcription by RNA polymerase II
Cellular component (GO): nucleus
Molecular function (GO): DNA-binding transcription factor activity, RNA polymerase II-specific; RNA polymerase II cis-regulatory region sequence-specific DNA binding
Source: RefSeq, a predicted model, not a curated record